AGGGUCCCCGUGUCCAUGCCCGGGGGUGUUGGAGGGUCCCCGUGUCCGUGCCCGGGUGUGUCCGUGACCGUGCCCCGACGUUUUGAGGGUUCCCCGUGGCCGUGCUCAGAGCGGGCGCUGGGGUCCCUACAAACGCGGUGGGGGUCAGUGCACCGAGAGGGGUCCCCGGGGCUCUGCCGAGGGCCACGCUCCGGGAUCCCGACAGGGCAAGAAGCGCUCCCGUCCCCCCGAUCCGUGGGCUCCGUGCCUGUGCCCCCCCGGAGCUCCCCUGUCCGGGGCCGGCCCCCCACGCUCAAUGCCGCCUCUGUUUGCCACUCGGGCUGCUGAAAGGCACAUUGAGACCCUGCGGGAUGGGCCCUUUGUAGAAAGCCGUGGGAUGGCAGCUGGGGAUCUCUGCCCCGGGCUGCAUGGCACGGGGUGAGCACGGGUCCAGUCCCGGGUGGCUGCUAGCCGCCCGGAGUGCCCGUCUGCGGGAGCCCGGGUCGCUGCCACGUCCUCUGUGCUGCAGGGAGGGAGGUGGCAGCGAGGGGCAUUGUCGGCACCCCGGGCCCAUGGGUGGGCACAGCCCAGGGUGGGCUCACGAUGCUCACAUACGUGGAGGACACGCUGUGAGCCUGGGCAGGGAUGAGGGGCUCCUGUGUCUGUAAGGCUGGGCAGGUCAGGGUGUGUGUCCCUUGGACCUGGGCGCUGCUCUUCCUGCUCAGGUGUGGGCAUCCUGCUUGGGCGGAGCUGCCACGUGUCUCCCAGUGUCCCUGUGUGCCUGGGGACGAGCUCAUGCCUCAUCAGUGGGGUCGGUUCCUGGGGCUGUGGGAGCUGGGCCAGGCUGCCCAGACACUCUGGAGGGAGUAAGAGUCAUCCUUGCCACCCGAGGGGAACCCACUUCCUCCCAGGACUCUGUGGGGACGUGCCCCAGGACACCGUGACACGGGGCUCACCUUGAGCCAGAUGCCUCAGCUUGCUGCCUGAGCUGCAGUGACCAUGGGACAGGUAGAGGUGCUGGGCAGGUCAUGCAAUCCUGCCAGUAUGCUGGGGCUCCUGGUCAGGGGGUGCAGAGGGAGCCAGGUGAGAGGAGCUGAGAGUGAUUCCAGCAGCAAACAGCCCCUGGGCAUGCUGGCUCUUACCUGCAUGAGGUGGGAGCACCUUCUGCUGCAGGAGAGGGGAUGGGGCCCCUCGUGGCUGUGUUCUGCUGUCCCUCGAGCUCAGUCAGCACCAAAUCCAGCUCUUUGACCUUCUCUCUCCCCUCUUGCCACCAGGUUCUCCUCGCCCCCACUCUGAUGCCAGUCCCGCCCUGCCAUGAGUCUAUGAGCCCCCUCCGGAUCAGCGUGGGUGGUCUGCCCGUCCUCGCGUCCAUGACCAAGGGUGCUGACCCCCGCUUCCGACUGCGCUGGAAGGCCAUUGUGCUGUCCUCAGCCUGCGUGGGGUUUGUGCUGCUGCUCUUCUGCCUGCACCGUUCCUCCCCAGCACGGCAUGGCCCCCCCAGCCCUCGCACCUGGCAGCUUGGCCUGCAGACAGGGGACCGCUACAAUGACACCUACCCGCUGUCCCCCCCCCAGAGAAACCCUGAGGGCGUGCGCUACCGCAUCGGCGUCAUUGCAGACCUGGACACGCAGUCCCGGGGCUCCCAGGAGCACACCUGGUUCAGUUACCUGAAGAAGGGCUACCUGGUGCUGUCAGACAGUGGGGACAGAGUGACAGUGGAGUGGGACAAGGAUGAGAGCAUGCUGCAGUCCCACCUGGCUGAGAAGGGCCGGGGCAUGGAGCUCUCAGAGCUGGUGGUUUUCAAUGGGAAGCUGUACGCAGUGGACGACCGGACAGGUGUGGUCUACCAGAUCGAGGGCAACAAGGUGGUGCCCUGGGUGAUCCUCCCGGAUGGGGAUGGUACUGUGGGGAAAGGCUUCAAGGCAGAGUGGCUGGCAGUGAAGGACGAGCACCUGUAUGUGGGAGGACUGGGCAAGGAGUGGACCACCACGACAGGGGAGGUGGUGAACGAGAACCCCCAGUGGGUGAAGGUCAUUGGCUACAAGGGUGAUGUGAGCCACGAGAACUGGGUGACAAACUACAACACGCUGAGGGCUGCAGCGGGGAUCCGGCCCCCAGGGUACCUGAUCCAUGAGUCGGCCUCCUGGAGCGACACGCUGCAGCGCUGGUUCUUCCUGCCGCGCCGCGCCAGCCACGAGCGCUACAGCGAGAAGGCGGAUGAGCAGCGAGGCACCAACCUGCUGCUGAGUUCCACCCAGGACUUUGGGGAUGUGACAGUGGGGCGUGUGGGCGAAGUGGUUCCCACCCACGGCUUCUCCUCCUUCAAGUUCAUCCCGGACACGGAUGACCAGAUCAUCGUGGCGCUAAAAUCAGAAGAGGACAAUGGCAAGAUCUCCAGCUACAUCAUGGCCUUCACACUGGACGGGCGCUUCCUCCUGCCCGAGACCAGGAUUGGAAGUGUGAAGUACGAGGGCAUUGAGUUUAUUUAACAGACAGCUGGACCGAGUGGAGGCGUGCGGGCGGCUGAGGGGUGUGGGCAGGCUGUGCUAGGCUGCUCCCAGCCCGGGGUCCGUGAGGGAUGUCAGGCAGCGCUCCCAGCUCUGUCCUUGGCCCUGGGCUCUUCUGUAAAGUGUUGGCUGAGCUGCAGCAGGUGUGGUGCAAGUGUUUCGGCAGUGGCACCUGGUGGCAAGGGACCGCCACCACAGGGUGCUCCCGCCCCGGGGACAGUGUCCACAUCCUGGAGUGCUGGUGCCCAGGCCGGCCCCGCUGCAGCCCUUAGCGCCCAGCCCUGAAUUGCGACAGAACCAUCUGCAGUGGCUCUGGUGAUGUCUGCGCUCUGGGUUUGCAGCUGAGCCCCAGCUCUACUGCUCUGCCUUGUGUGCCACGAGGCUCCCUGGGUAGAGGGGGAGGGUGUGCAGCCAGAGUGGGUCAGACUUGGGGAAUUUCAUCAGGCUUUUUCUCCAGAAGCUGGUUUUCCUUCCCUUUUCCCUUAAGCUGGGUGAGGUGAUUGCUGGCAUGACACUUCUGUUUCAGAGAAAAGUCUCCCAUGGGAGGGGACAGUGUCUGUGUCCCUGUGCUCCUGUGACCGCAGGGGAUGCGGUGGUUCCCUCACUGCUGUGGUUCCAGCACAGUGGCUGUGCCUAUGGGGCAGGGGGAGCAACUGUGGGUGAUGGGGCCACCAGCUGUGGCCAGAUGUAAUGUGGGCCCAUCCCAGUGCCAUUCCCAGGCCGCACCCACGGAGGUGUGUGUGUGCUGGCCCUGUGUCUUCUCCAAGCCCUGGCUGCACAUGGCUCUGGCCCCAGAAAUGCCUCUGGCCCCAGAAAUGCCUCCAGCCCCAGAACUGUAGCUCUGGGAAGAGCUGAGCCCCAUACAGGAACCGCUGGGAGCUGGCAGCAGUGCAGCUGUGCUGUCCAAGGGCUGCCGUGCUCGGUGCAGGAGCAGAGCCAGGAGCCAGUUGUGCUUCCCAGAGCCGGCAGCAGCUGAGAAGCAUUGACAGCAGCCCAGGGCUUUGGCCAGGGAGCCCUCCCCAUGCUCGCCAGCAUGUUGUGAAAUCGCAGCUGCAGCCUGUGGCCCCCAGGAGGAACUUGCAUGGUUUCAGGAGCCAGAAGUGUCAAAGGGGCAUCUGCUGGCCCCAGGACCCUCCUGACCCGUCUGACGAGGGGGCUGCAGCUCCUGGCCUGCCAGCGCUCCCUGGCUCAGCCCUACCCUGCCCCAGGUCAUAGGGCAGCAUAUCCUCACACCAGGACCAGUGUUUGGCUCUGUAGUGUCCCCAGUUUGGUCCCCUUUAACACUGUCCCUGGGGCAGGUCUGCCAGCAAGUAGGGCUUCAGAGAGCUGGGCCUGGCCACCGUGGUUUGGGGGGUCCUUGUGCCCCCUGUAUCCCUCUGUCAUGCCCUGGCACUGCUGUGCUGUGCCAUGCUCAGGGAGGGAGAGGGCCUGUUGGUGCAGCAGUCAGGCUGUGGUUUGGUGGAAGGAUCCACAGAGUGGCUGGGGCCCUCCCAUGAACCCAGCCAGGCUGCUCCCCCCAUCCCUGUUUACAGUGUCAGCACCUCCAUGAGCCAUGCAGAACGUGAACGAGGCCAGACAUGUGUUUUCAUUUAGCCCAGACAAUGACUCGGCCUGGGCUGCGAGCGGAUGCGCUUGUCUCUAGACGUGGACCUGUCCCCAGUGCUGUGGGGACAGUGACCUGGCUUUGGCCCCUGCACGUGGCCUCGGGAUCGUGCAGCACCCGGCCCAGGGCACCCAGGAUGCAUUUGCAGCCCACACUGGGUGCCAGCUGGCCACAGUCCAUGACAGCCACUCAACCAUCGCUUGGCAGUCUCUCCUGGCCUCACUCACCCUCCUAGCCCAGCGCUGGCAGCUCCACAGCACCUGUUACGGCCCCAGGGCUGUGCCAGUGGCUGUCCCUGCUACCUGGUCCCUUCUUGUCCUCUGGGCUGAAGCAUCCCUGGGCCCCUGCUCUCAGCAUUGCGCUGCCCUCAGAGCAGCAGCACCACUGCUUCAGGCAGCUGGACCAGCAGGGAUCCUGCUGCUGUUGAGCCCCACGGUGGAGUUGGUGACCUGGAGCCCCAUCUCCAGGUGUCAUCCAGCAUCCCAGCGCUGUCAGUGCUGUCACCUCCCACGUGUUCCCUGCAGGCUCAGCCAGGGUUUGGGCCAAGUCCAGCUGCCCAGUUCUGCUGUUCCUCAUCCUGGAGGCCGAGCAUCUCUAUUCCUUCCCUCUACUGUGAGUAUCCGUGGCAGUGCUGUGGCAAGAGGCUGGCUCAGGAGCAGCUUCUGUGACCAUGGUGGUGGCUGUCCCUGCCAACACAUGCCCAUGACAACUGGCCCAGCUGUGCCUGAAAGCUGUGUCCCUGCCCAUUCCACGGGGACAAAGGCACUGCUGGGGAGGUGGAGCACACUCAGCAGCCAUCCAGGCACAGAGUAUGGGUACAGUGACAGCAGCAGCAUCUCGGCACCUCCACGAUGACACAAUGUGUGGGUUUUGACUGGGAUAGAGUCUGUUUUUUCCAUCUUAGAUGGUGUAGGGCAGUGUUUUAGAUUUGUGCUGGGAACAAUGUUGAUAACAGGGAUGUUUUUGUUACUGCUGAGCA
This is a messenger RNA of Corvus hawaiiensis (hawaiian crow), 5068 nucleotides long. RefSeq names its product calcium activated nucleotidase 1 (gene CANT1). Gene Ontology annotation, biological process: proteoglycan biosynthetic process. Gene Ontology annotation, molecular function: GDP phosphatase activity; UDP phosphatase activity; calcium ion binding. The transcript has 3 exons. The record is from RefSeq and is a predicted model, not a curated record. Lineage: Eukaryota; Metazoa; Chordata; Aves; Passeriformes; Corvidae. The coding region runs from base 1161 to 2468 and encodes 435 amino acids.